This is a messenger RNA of Chelonoidis abingdonii (Abingdon island giant tortoise), 3012 nucleotides long. RefSeq names its product DDAH family member 2, ADMA-independent (gene DDAH2). The record is from RefSeq and is a predicted model, not a curated record. Lineage: Eukaryota; Metazoa; Chordata; Testudines; Testudinidae.
GUGCUGGCGGAACUACUCUCAUUUGUGUGGACGCAAUAAAUAGCUUUUUUGCCUCCCCAAAUUCCUGGAAAGGGGGAGAGAAUUUUUAUUUUUAUACCAUCUGGAGCGUGCGAGAUCUGCGGAGAAUUUCCCCUGGCGUCGAGGACUCCGGGAUGAAGAUUGUUUGAGCAGAGAACUUAAUAGAACCCAGGCGUCCGGAUUCCCAACCCCCCACACUCCCCUCGCCUGGGAUUUGAUCUGCGGAGGAUUUAACCGAGGAAGAAACCACAUCGACCUGGUGCCGGAGGAAAGGAUUUGGGUCCAAAGGGAAGUUGACAGACUGAUGUGGUGGGAGUUGGUUAAUGGGGUAACUGGCUCUUGGAAGAAAUGGAUCAAUGGGGGCACUGAUCCAAGAGAGAUUGCCAAGGAGAAAUUGAGUGGCUGAUUGCUUGCUUGGGUCGUUAAUACUAACGAGCGAUCGAUCGGCCCCCUGCCCUGGGGUAAUGGAUCAGCUGGUGGGAGAAGCAGGCCCCAGGGGAAAUUGAUUGGCCGGUGGCCACAGGUCAGGAAGAGAGAAGGGGGAAGAAAUUGAGCUGAGAUCUGGGGCUGGAGAUGCUCUUGAUCGGAUAGUCGGGGCUUGCCGGGAAGCAGGACCGAUUGGCGGAGGGGUGCCCCCCCUGGGCGAUAUUGACGGGAAGAUGGCUGGAAUUGAUCAGCUGAGCGGGGAGUCGGUGCCCAGGGCGUGACAUUGCUCAGAGGAAACUGACUCAUUGACUGGGAAAUCGGUCGGGUUCAGGGAGAACGGGAGCCCAGGAGGGCUUGGCCGGGUAGGUGAUUUGCCUGGGGGUCCGUUGAAGUUGAUCCGAAACACUGCUCCAAGGGAAACUGACAUUGGUCGGGUGAUCGGGAGUCACUGAUUGGCCGGUGAGAGGGGAAACCCGCCGGCCGAUCGGAGACCCUUGCGGGGAGACGACUGAGCCGAGUUUCUCUCGCCCUCUGCGGGGAUCGAUCGGUCUCUGCGCCCGGCGUGGAGAUUGCCCCGAUUGGGGCAAGGGCGGGCUCCCAGCCAUGGCAGGUCCCUCCUCCUUCGGCAGAUACACCCACGCCAUCGUCUGCAGUGUCCCGGACUCGCUGGCCGCCCAGCCGGCUGGGGACGGGGCGGAGCCGGUGGACCUGGCCAAGGCGCACCGGCAGUACGGGGUCUACACCGGGAUCCUGCGGCAGAAGCUGGGGCUGCAGGUGAUCGAGCUGGCGGCGGACGAGGGGCUGCCCCUCUCGGUGCUGGUGGAGGACGCGGCCGUGAUCCAGGCCGAUACGGCGCUCGUCACCCGACCCUGGGAGCCGGCACGGCGCAGAGAGAUCAGCAGCAUCAAGAAGGUCUUGGAGGAGCUGAAGAUGCGGGUGGUGGAGGUGACGGACGACGGGGCCACCUUGGACGGCAGUGACGUGCUCUUCACAGGUCGAGAAUUCUUUGUGGGCAUCUCCAAAUGGACCAAUCACCGGGGGGCGGAGGCGGUGGCAGAUGCUUUUCGGGAUUUUGCUGUCUCUACGGUCCCCGUGGUGGGCUCCUCCCAUCUGAAGAGUUUCUGUAGCAUGGCUGGGCCCGACACAAUCGCCAUCGGAAGCAGUGAGGCUGCCAAGAAAGCCAUGAGGACCAUGGAGCAGCUGACCGAUCACCACUACGACACGCUGACGGUGCCGGACGACCCCGCCGGGAACUGCAUCUACGUGCGCCUGGGGCCCAAGGGCAGCGCCCUGCUCCACCGCAGCCCCGAGGAGUUCCCCAACAGCCUGCCGCCUUUCCAGAAGCUGGCCGACCUCACCCUGAUCCCUGCCGCCUGCAGCGAGGUGGCCAAGCUCGGGGGGGCCCUCAGCUCCUGCUCCCUUCUCAUCAACAAGAAGCUCGACCGCUAGUGCCUCCGGCCCCCCAGCUACGUGGGGGAGCCCCUGCCCCCCCAUCCUCUCUGUGCACCCGUCUUACCCAGCCCAAGCCCUGCACCCCCAACCUCAGGAUGCCCCUCAACUUGCUGCCCCCCAUCUGGGAAGUGGUGAUCACCCUUCCCCCUAUUGCCUCCCCCAUCUGCCUGGAAAGUGGGGUCUCCUGAUCCCCCCGAAGCCUCCCCUGAGUCCCAGCCCGGGGGCAUAUUUGGAGCCUACCACAUCAUGUGGACCCUGAAAAUAAUGGGGUCCUGCCUUCUUGGGAGGUGGAGAGCAGGGGGUCUGGGUACCCCAUUAGCAGGAGAGGGUGGAAGCCCAUUGGGUGGGGCCUCCCAAAUUGUUGGGAGUCCCUUUGUUCCUUCUGCAGGGAGCAACAGCGGGUGGGACCCAUCUAUACUUAGUGGGUGGCCUGGGGAGGGAGGUGUUACAUCCCCAUAGCUGGGUUCCCCAAAUCCCUGUAUGUCCCACCGGGAUAGUGGAGGGUUUAGGGGACCCUGAUUUAUCAUACCACUGGGGGGGGAAGGUUUGGGGGACACCGGCAUGUUAUACCAUGCAGUAGGGACCCCAAUAUUGAAGCCAUGGCAUUGGAGGACCCCCAAUACCUGAGAGCCCUGAAUUAAGGGGGGGACCUUUCACUGUGGUUAGGAUCUUCCAGCCCCCCUGCUGCCCACCUCUGCCAUUCAUCCACUAAUCUAUGGUGCUGGUGUUUUGGGGGUAACCCCUCUCACCCCCUUGAAACACAACUCGCUCCCCACUGCCACAUCCCAAUAGCAGGACUCCUUCCCCCAUUAGCUGUAGCAACUGUGGGUCCUUGGGGUUGAUAGUUGGUGGCAGCGCUGGGAUACCAGGCUGGAUAGGUCUGCUGUGGGGCAGCUGGGGAUCCCAGACCUCUAGCUAUGUAAGGGUAACUGCCCCCCCAAAGACAGGGGUGCCGUGUGUGUGUGUGUUAGAGUAGUUGGGGGGCUCCUAGGAGCCCCCUGUGAUGUGGAGUAGGAGCGCCCCCUAGGGCAGAGCCAGCUGUUGAUCCAGAGGGAGGGGGUGUUUAGCUUCUCACUGCCUCAGAUCCUUGACACAAUAAAGAAUUGAACCAAUUUA